Blepharisma stoltei is the source of this 366-nucleotide messenger RNA. NCBI's taxonomy places the organism in Eukaryota, Ciliophora, Heterotrichea, Heterotrichida, Blepharismidae. The record is from the annotation of a GenBank genome assembly.
AUGGGUAGAAAUAAAGGAAUCAAGAAGCAGAAGAAAAUAGAUUGCAUGAUUGCUCAUGAAGAGUGCUUAGACUUGCAGAAAUUAUAUGACAGCUUUACAGUUGAUCUCUGCAAUCUCAAAUCAACUCUACUCCUCCAAUGUUGAAGGAGAUGCGCCUUCUACAUGCUAUGGUUCACCUCAGUACCAAAACAAUCCUAUGGAAGCAACCAAGACCACUACUUAUCGUCAGAUUUUGGAAACUCAAACAAACUAUCAAGAGGAGCUCAAAACCCAACACCAGAAAUUCAAAAAGUUUGUCAGAAAUUAAAUCUUUUAAUUUUAUCAGAUGAGAUCAGACUAAGAUCUUUUAUCAGAAAAUUAAUUUAA